AUGCCGGGCGCGGCAUUAGUGGCAACGGCGGACACGUCGCGCAUCGAAGCGCCAGUCACACUGAAGGCAUACCUCAUGUGUGCCUUUGCAGCAUUUGGCGGCAUCCUUUUCGGGUACGAUUCCGGAUACAUCAGCAGCGUUAUGGGAAUGCGCUACUUCAUCACUUUGUUCUCCAAGGAUCAAAAUGCCACUGCGAUAUCGUCAUCACGAAAAUCGUUGAUUACAUCUAUCCUUUCCGCGGGUACUUUCUUUGGCGCUCUCGCUGCGAGCGAUAUGGCUGAUUAUUGUGGCCGACGGACUACGGUUAUGAUCGGAUGCUUCAUCUUCGCUGUCGGUGUCAGUCUUCAGACCGCUUCCACAUACACCAAUCUCCUCGUCGGUGGCCGUUUGGUUGCUGGACUCGGUGUUGGUUUUGUUUCAGCAAUUAUUAUUCUCUAUAUGUCCGAAAUUGCCCCCAGGAAGGUCCGAGGCAGCAUCGUCGCAGGAUAUCAAUUCUCCAUUAAUGUUGGUAUAUUGCUUGCUUCGUCUAUCGAUUAUGCAACGCAGAACCUUGACAGUACGGCAUCUUAUCGUAUUCCGAUUGGAAUACAGAUGCUGUGGGCACUGAUUCUCGGUGGCGGCCUGUUCUUCUUACCGGAGUCACCUCGUUUCUUCGUGAGGAAGGGAAAGCUCGACGAGGCCGCUCACGUUCUGUCCCGGGUUCGUGGACAACCCGUGGAAUCGGAGUAUAUUCAGAAUGAGCUUUCUGAAAUUGUAGCAAACUACAAAUAUGAACUUGAAGUCGUUCCUCAGGGCAGUUAUCUGGCCUCUUGGUUCAAUUGUUUCAAAGGCGGGUUGUCAAAUCCUGCUAGCAAUUUACGUCGAACCAUUCUUGGAACUUCACUACAGAUGAUGCAACAAUUCACCGGUAUCAACUUUAUCUUCUAUUUUGGGACGACAUUUUUCCAGCAACUCGGUACUAUUUCAAACCCCUUUUUCAUCAGUUUGAUUACUGCUCUUGUCAACGUCUGCGCUACCCCGAUUUCGUUCUACACAGUAGAGCGUUUCGGCCGACGUCCGAUCAUGCUUGUUGGUGCGAUCGGAAUGGUCAUUUGCCAGUUCAUUGUUGCAAUCACUGGUACUGUCGACGGCUCGAGCAAAGCCGCCGUUUCCUCCAUGAUUGCUUUCAUAUGUAUUUAUAUAUUCUUCUUUGGUUGCACUUGGGGACCAGGACCCUGGAUUCUCGUGGGCGAAGUAUUCAAUCUUCCUAUCCGUGCCCGAGGUAUUGGUCUUUCCACAGCAUCUAAUUGGUUUUGGAAUUGCAUUAUUGCCGUCAUAACUCCGUAUCUGGUUGACGGGGACAAAGCCAACCUCGGAGCGAAGAUCUUCUAUCUCUGGGGCGGUCUCUGUAUUACGUGUGUUGUGUAUACCUAUUAUCUCGUUCCAGAGACAAAGGGAUUGAGUUUAGAGCAGAUCGAUCGCAUGUUCGAAGAAAGCACGCCCCGCACUUCCUCCAAAUGGGUACCCCACAGCACUUUUAGUGCCGAUAUGGGUUUUGUGAAGCGAGAAGGAUCUGUGAGUGAAGUGGAAGAAGUUAAGAAUACGGAAGUGUGA
This is a messenger RNA of Penicillium subrubescens, 1593 nucleotides long. Its product is annotated as sugar porter family MFS transporter. Gene Ontology annotation, biological process: carbohydrate transport; transmembrane transport. Bases 1 to 1593 code for a protein of 530 amino acids. Lineage: Eukaryota; Fungi; Ascomycota; Eurotiomycetes; Eurotiales; Aspergillaceae. The record is from RefSeq and is a predicted model, not a curated record. Gene Ontology annotation, cellular component: membrane. Gene Ontology annotation, molecular function: carbohydrate:proton symporter activity. The transcript has 2 exons.